AUUUUCUAGUUGUAUAUAAACAUCCGCCCCCACGCCCACCCCAAUUGCGUCUCUCACUAAAACCCUUCUUCACUAUUUUUCUCUUCACAUCUGAGUUGAGCUGAGUCGAGUCCGAGUCGAGAUCAUCAUCAUCAGAAAUGGCGUUUCAGAAGAUCAAGGUCGCGAAUCCCAUCGUCGAAAUGGACGGAGAUGAAAUGACACGUGUAUUCUGGAAAUCUAUCAAGGACAAGCUUAUAUUUCCCUUCGUUGAGCUGGAUAUAAAAUACUUUGACCUUGGCCUUCCUCACCGUGAUGCAACUGAUGAUAAAGUUACUGUUGAAAGUGCAGAGGCUACCCUCAAGUAUAAUGUAGCUAUCAAAUGUGCAACAAUUACCCCAGAUGAAGCUCGUGUGAAGGAGUUUGGCUUGAAACAGAUGUGGAAGAGUCCAAAUGGGACAAUUAGAAAUAUUUUAAACGGCACUGUAUUUAGGGAACCAAUUAUCUGCAAAAAUAUCCCAAAGCUCAUCCCUGGGUGGACAAAGCCAAUAUGCAUUGGAAGACAUGCUUUUGGUGAUCAAUACCGCGCAACAGAUGCAGUUAUCCAAGGACCAGGAAAGCUUAAGUUGGUUUUUGUACCAGAAGGUAAAGAAGAGAAGACAGAGUUGGAAGUUUACAACUUCACUGGUGCUGGAGGUGUUGCUUUGUCAAUGUACAACACUGAUGAGUCUAUUCGUUCUUUUGCUGAAGCUUCUAUGGCCACAGCUUAUGAAAAGAAGUGGCCACUUUAUCUUAGCACAAAAAAUACUAUUCUUAAGAAAUAUGAUGGAAGAUUUAAGGACAUAUUCCAAGAGGUUUAUGAAGCCAGCUGGAAAUCGAAGUAUGAGGCUGCAGGGAUAUGGUACGAGCACCGUCUUAUUGAUGAUAUGGUUGCAUAUGCUCUUAAAAGUGAUGGAGGUUAUGUCUGGGCAUGUAAAAAUUAUGAUGGGGAUGUCCAAAGUGAUUUCCUUGCGCAAGGUUUUGGAUCUCUGGGUUUGAUGACAUCAGUCCUGGUAUGCCCUGAUGGAAAGACCAUAGAAGCUGAAGCAGCCCAUGGCACUGUUACCCGGCAUUACAGGGUUCAUCAGAAGGGUGGAGAGACCAGCACAAACAGCAUAGCAUCAAUCUUUGCAUGGUCUCGAGGCCUUGCUCACAGGGCAAAGCUGGAUGAUAAUGCUGCCCUCUUGAGUUUUGCUGAAAAGCUUGAGGCUGCUUGUGUUGGUACUGUGGAGUCUGGGAAGAUGACCAAGGAUCUUGCUCUCAUACUACAUGGAUCCAAACUCAGCAGGGAACACUAUCUUAACACUGAAGAGUUCAUUGAUGCAGUAGCAAGUGAUUUGAAAGCAAGACUCGCCAACUAAGUUUAAAUGCCUUGAAUGAAAUGAAAGUUGGAAUUAUUGGGGAGUUCAGAAUUAAGAAAAAACAACAAUAAGAAAGGCAGUUGCUGCAUUAUUUUGAUAGUGAUGUUUGCAAUUUCUUUUGAGAAUAUUUGUAACUUUUGUUUGAAUUGCUUUCCUAUGAUGUGACUGCAAGAGUUAAAUUUCAUUUUAUUUACAUGAAGAAAAUAGUUGCAGACCUGAAUUUUAAGACAGUGAAAAGCAGGUUUGAACUCUCAAGUAAAUCAGGUUGUUUGCAUUCA
Molecule: messenger RNA, 1654 nt
Organism: Daucus carota subsp. sativus
Lineage: Eukaryota; Viridiplantae; Streptophyta; Magnoliopsida; Apiales; Apiaceae
Product: isocitrate dehydrogenase [NADP], chloroplastic
Exons: 16
Coding region: 138-1376 (412 amino acids)
Biological process (GO): isocitrate metabolic process; NADP+ metabolic process
Cellular component (GO): mitochondrion
Molecular function (GO): NAD binding; magnesium ion binding; isocitrate dehydrogenase (NADP+) activity
Source: RefSeq, a predicted model, not a curated record